UUGAUUUUAAUACGUCAUUUUAAUCGCGAAAACGUUGUAAGAACGAUUUAAAAUGAGUGUAGUGUAUGCAGUGCUGUGAUUUGAGGUUAUAAAAGAAAAUGGAAAUGGACGUGCAGGAAUCAACUCCACAAAUUUUGAAUGUAGCGUUGUGCUGUGCUGGUAGUGGUCGUACUGGUUGCGUUUACGCUCAUGUGAUUGCAAUAAAUAGUACGCUUGCGUUUGCAAGUGGUAAACUUCAACCGGUUGGAGUUUGAAAUCUCAAACAUCCAAACUCAACGUUGAGUAUAGCGUCACGUUGAAUUUUUGGUUGAUCGUUAAACUUGUGGAAGUAUUGGAUAAAUUUCUCGAUUGUUCAUAUAGCAGACUUGUAUAACAAUAUCAAUUUUAGCAAACAAAAGUUUUACUAACAAUAUAUCCCCAUAUUUGACGUUCAACAGAAAACUCAUUAAUCUCCAACUGUUUGCAAACGCAAAUGUAAACUAUUUGCUUUUGCAUCAAAUUAACCCAGCCAGUAUUUAACUCCUACUGUUGCAGAAUCUUGUGACGUUUCAAAUAAGGUUUUUGUGCUGUUGUAUGAUGGACAUGUCUAUAUUUUUAUUAAAGAUGAUGAACAAGACCAGCCUUGAGAACAAGUAAGCUUAAGAUCAUUCAGGAGUGACAACGACGUAACGCUUCAGCAAAACCGACCUUUCCCCUAUCGCUUUGAGCGAUAUACGACACUGUAACUCGCAACGGGUUUUCAAAUUAGCGGUUCAAAAUUGCUGCCAUGGGUCGCAAGAAAAUACAAAUAUCCAGGAUUACCGACGAACGGAAUCGGCAGGUGACUUUCAACAAGCGAAAAUUUGGAGUGAUGAAAAAGGCAUACGAGUUAUCGGUGUUGUGUGACUGCGAAAUAGCUCUGAUAAUAUUCAGCAGCAGCAACAAGCUUUACCAGUAUGCCAGCACGGACAUGGACAAAGUUCUCCUCAAGUACACGGAAUACAACGAGCCCCACGAGUCACUCACCAACAAAAAUAUUAUCGAGGCACUUAACAAGAAGGAGCAUAAGAACGGAGUUAUGAGUCCAGAUAGUCCCGAACCUGAAACUGAGUACCAGUUGACACCCCGCACGGAGGCCAAGUAUAGCAAAAUUGACGAGGAUUUCCAAAUGAUGUUACAAAGGAAUCAGAUCAACGGACAAAGGGUUAGCAUGAGCUCUUCGAAUUACUCCCAGCCUGUCUCAGUACCAGUGAACAUAAGCUAUGGCGAAUCCGGUCUUCUUCAGUCUAGUCCGCAAAUGGCACACACUAGUAUUAGUCCUAGACCCUCUUCUUCUGAAACAGAUUCUGUUUAUCCGAGCGGUGCGAUGUUAGAAAUGAGUAACGGAUAUCCAAAUUCAGCGUCCCCGAUGGGUGGUUCGCCUUCUCCCGGACCUAGUCCAGGACCAGGAUUAAGUUCCUCCAAACAGCAUCCCAAACAACAUUCUCCCGGACCACGAUCUAAUUUAAGAGUAGUCAUACCCACACCUCUGGGGCCAAACAUCACCACAGAUGAAGUUUCUUAUACAGAAUUUUUGUUGCAGCAUAAUCGAACCCAAUCGACUCUUAACACACCCGUUGUGGCGUUGCAGACCCCAGGUCUGGCAAACUAUCCCGGAGCGUUGACUUCAUUCGGGGCGCAGGACUUCAGUAUUGGAUCUGACAUGGGACUAGCUCCGAUGUCGUGGAGCGGCCACCAGAUUUCAACCUCCCUGUCGCACAAUAGCAACUGCCUGCCGCACUUAGCAGUAUCCAGCAGCACUCCACCGCCCACAUCGUCAUCGCCACUUCCAGUGAAGAUAAAAAGUGAACCGAUCUCGCCACCCAGAGAGCACCACCCCCAUUUGAGUACAGCCGUCCACCAUUCGCACGUUCAAAGCCUGAACUUGACGCACAGUCACCACCCAAGGCCUAGUUCAGCGGGCCAAAUCACCCCGACUCCAGGAAGCGUCACGCCCACAAACCUGCCAUCGCCGACAGGGCCAGCUAGCAGUGGCUCCGAGUAUGAUACUGUACAGAUGCAUAAACGGGCUAGACUAACAGAUUGGCCGUCCUAGAGUAGUUAGGGCGAGAAUGGUUUUUUUACCUUUGCAGAGGUGACUUCGCCUUCAGCCGUCGUGACCUACACCUGCACAGGACACUUAAGUGCCAUAGUGAUAACGUGUGGAUGAGUACUAAACGUGUUUUCUGUUUUAAUUGCCAAUUGUCAUCCAUGUGAUAAACUACAAGUUUAGUAGAGCAAUUAUUUAAUACGAACUGAAUACUUUAACAAUUAAUAGUCAUUUACAAGUGAAGAGAUGAUUUUUGUAGAGAGAAAGAGAGAGAGAGAGAGAAACAAGAUUUUUAUUGGAACGAGCAGUGUGGUGAGUGGUUCAAAGCAUAAAUAUAUGUAUACGUAUCUUUAUACGUAUAAAAUUGAGUAUAUAUAUAUCUACAUAUAUAUAAACAUAUUUUCACCGUUUAUACGUAUAUGUGCAGACGCCAACAUUUUGUUCUCAUCGUAAAAGAAAAUUAUAUAUAUAUAUACAUAUAUAUAUGUAUAUGCAUGUAUAUACAUAUAUAUAAGUAUAUGCAUAUAUAUACGUAUAUAUAAAAUUAUUAUAUACAUUAUAUAUAGUGCCAUUAUUUUCAUGUAAUUAUUAGUGUCUUUUUUAUAAAUGUUUUUAGAGAAAUAGCAUAUUGUUUAAAAAUGUACACUUGUUACUUUAGCGAGGAUGCAGCCACUAACAUAUUGAACUAUGCAGGACACUUUUCUUGUUAUGUAUCAUCAUCGUAAUGUAUCGUGUCGUAUUGGUGCUUUCCCCAAACCUGAUCGAAUGUACUCUGUCACUGGCUGUUAACGGAGGUGCCACAGGUUCACCCGUCAAUGUUAUGUAUGUAAAGUACUGCUUCCCCAAGGAACCUAGAGUGUUCAUUGCUGUAGCCUUUUCAAUUUGUUUGUGAUUUCAGAGUACAUCUAUUCUGUAUAUUGACCUACACAAAGUAAAUUAUAUAAAUAAAUAUAAAUUAUAAAUUUUAUUAUAUAUACAUACAUAUAUUUUAAUACUGUUGUGUGCACAAACCUUGCACAUAGUUUAAAAAUUUAUUAUAUAUCGGGGGGGCCUCUUAGGCUUCCCCGUGUUCCCGCGUGCGCGUACCUGCAUACCGCAAUCGCGGAUGACCCUAUCUCCACUGAACUACUGUAGGAUUGCCUUACUCACAGUGCCUCGACAGUAUGUACGUAUCUAUUCGUGUAGUACAUCAUUUUAUGGCUUUAUAGUCAUCUUCAAUGUUCAUAUCUGAUGUUCAAAAGCCUGCGGUAAUAUCUCUAAACUACAACUCUCAUCGCUCUGAAAAUAAGGAUGAAUAUUCGUUAAACUAUUUAUGUCCUUCAACGAGGAUAUUUUAACAAUAAACCACUAGUUUCUGAUAAUGUAAUCUGUGAUAACUUUUAAAUAAUUUUAAUUCUGCUUGUAACUUUUUCUUCCUCUUGCGAAAAAUUUUUUUUAAUCGUUGAUAUCUAUCUCUGCAAACAGAUAAGAUUUUUUAAUUUUAUUGGAAAUUAGAUUGGUAAGAAGUUACAAUUAGAAGUAUUUUUUUGUCUGUUAUUAACAAAGAGAAAUGCUCUAUUGCCUGUUAUAAAUUUGAAGUUGACGAAUUGUGCGAGUACAUUAUAAAGUUGAGAUUUAUUUACUGUUGAAAAUUAAUUUAAUGAUUGGUGCUAACUGCGUGGUUGAUUGCGCAAGAGCUGUAAGUUGUAGUUUGGGAUAACUUUUGUCAACUAUUCACAGGGUAUUGCGCCAUUCUACACACAAUUUUGCUGGAUGGCAUUUCGUUGCUAACCAGUCUGGUUACCGCUGCUUGUGCCUUCUUUACCCUCAGAAUCCUUUCCGAUGUCUCUCAAUGGCUUCCGUGUCACUGCACUACUGUUAUCGCUUUUUCUAUGUUCCCGAUGAAGUUAUUCAUUGUCAAUGUAUUAAUUGUUUUUAUUGACAUUGUUUUUUUUUUUUAUUAUUCACAUAUCGGUUGACGCUCUUAUUUAGUUAUUAAUAUUAAGCGGUACAUUUGUCGCCUUAAUUUUAAAUGGACGAAUACCCAGCUACAUCAUGUAUAUAUAGUCAUAUUUUGUUGUAGCAAGCCAAUCUUAAUGUUAGCUGUAUCAUUUGCACACAUUAAUUUUAAUAUGAUUCCCGGCAAUCGCGUCCAUUUGACAAAGGCAUUUUUUCAAUCAUGUGCAAUAUUAAUCUGUCAUUUAUUUAUCUAUGAUGUAUUGAAUUUAAACCAAAUAAAAUUGUUUGUUACAAU
Anoplophora glabripennis (Asian longhorned beetle) is the source of this 4301-nucleotide messenger RNA. RefSeq names its product myocyte-specific enhancer factor 2 (gene Mef2). Lineage: Eukaryota; Metazoa; Arthropoda; Insecta; Coleoptera; Cerambycidae. The transcript is spliced from 8 exons. Gene Ontology annotation, biological process: positive regulation of transcription by RNA polymerase II; cell differentiation. The record is from RefSeq and is a predicted model, not a curated record. Gene Ontology annotation, molecular function: histone deacetylase binding; protein dimerization activity; RNA polymerase II cis-regulatory region sequence-specific DNA binding. The coding region runs from base 767 to 2074 and encodes 435 amino acids.